Molecule: messenger RNA, 1793 nt
Organism: Helianthus annuus (common sunflower)
Lineage: Eukaryota; Viridiplantae; Streptophyta; Magnoliopsida; Asterales; Asteraceae
Product: cytochrome P450 76T24
Exons: 3
Coding region: 146-1672 (508 amino acids)
Molecular function (GO): monooxygenase activity; heme binding; iron ion binding
Source: RefSeq, a predicted model, not a curated record
GACCAAGAAGUAAUUCUACAAUUUCCUCUCCUUUAUGAAUAUCAAAAAGAUUUUUAGUUUGUAUCUUUUAACUUUAUAAAAUCUUUUCUUUUAAUAAGUCAUCUUGUCAACAACCAAGAUUUGAGUGGCACCACAACCACACUCUAUGGAUAACCCAACAUUCUUCCUCUUGCUACCAUUAUUCCUUUUAACUUUCAUCUAUGUAUUCACCAUCUCCAGCCGCCGUAACCACCGUCGUCUUCCACCCGGACCGUACCCGUUUCCGAUAAUCGGAAACCUCUUAGAACUUAGCAACAAACCCCACCGUUCUCUUGCCGCACUCUCUAAACGUUAUGGUCCUUUGAUGUCCCUUAAGCUCGGAAGUAGUAGAACAACAAUAGUCGUUUCGUCACCCGACAUUGCCCAACAAUUCUUUCAUAAACAUGAUCAAUUGUUCUCUAGCCGAUCGGUCCCCGAAACGGCCCGAAUUAUGGACCAUCAUAAAUACUCCCUGGUUUGGCUACCGGCUGGAGAUCAGUGGAGAAGGUUACGAAGAAUUACUAAAGAAUGCUUGUUCUCUGGCCAAAGUUUAGAUGGUAGCCAACAACUACGCAUGCAAAAGGUACAAGAACUUGUUAACUAUGUUAGUAAAUGUUGUCAAGAAGAAAAAGCUGUGAACAUAGGUGAAGUUGCAUUUACCACAAGUCUCAACAUUUUAUCAAACUUGUUGUUCUCUACGGAUUUCUCUCAAUACGAUUCUAUGUCAUCACAAGAAAUCAAGGACGUAAUAUGGGGCGUGAUGGAAGUUGGUGGAAAGCCGAAUCUUGUAGACUUUUUCCCGAUACUAAGGCCCCUCGAUCCACAAGGCUUGACAUCACAAUGCAGUGUUUAUGCUAACAAGUUAUUUGCAAUUUUUGAUAGCAUCAUUGAUCAGAGAUUGCAAGCAAGAAGGAUUUCUUCGUCGUCGUAUGACAAUCAUUCUUCCACACAAAAUGACGUUUUGGACUUGUUGCUUAAUAUCAGCUUCAAAGAUGAGUCCGAGUUUAGUAUAAAUGAUAUGAAGCAUUUGUUCUCGGAUUUGUUCGUAGCGGGAACUGAUACGGUAUCAACCACAUUGGAAUGGGCGAUGACUGAGCUCAUUCGUAACCCAAAGGAAAUGGAGAUAGCUCGGUUAGAGCUUAUUAAAUGCAUGCAAAGUAAUGACAAAAUUUUACAGGAACGUGAUAUCCCUCAACUCCCUUACCUACAUGCGGUUAUUAAAGAAACUCUAAGACUACAUCCUCCGGCCCCUUUUCUUAUCCCUCACGAAGCCACACAUGAUGUAGAAGUCGAAGGCUUCAUAGUCCCUAAAGAUGCACAAAUACUUUGUAAUGUUUGGGCCAUUGGGCGAGACACAAACGUCUGGUCCAACACAAACGAGUUCAUGCCAGAGAGGUUUUUGGACGUUGAAAUUGACUAUAGAGGCCAAGAUUUCAACCUCAUACCGUUUGGUGCGGGGAGGAGGAUGUGUCCGGGGUUGAAUAUUGCUCAUAGAAUGUUACACACGAUAUUGGGUUCUUUGAUAUACAACUUUGAUUGGAAGCUUGAAGGAAACAUGAAAGCACAAGACUUGGAUAUGGAAGAGAAGUUUGGGCUCACAUUGCCAAGAAAUGUGCCACUCAUGGCUAUUCCAGUUAAGUGUGACCGUCUUUAAAAUCGAUGUACUUGCUUUUCUUGUCACUGAUGUAGCCUGAAUGACUCAUGGAUCAUGUUCAUUUGUUCUCAAUAAAAGUUAGAAACUAACUGUUUCUGACUAUUGAAGUCUUGCAAUGCCA